AUGGCGAGCCCCGGCCCGGCCGCGGCGCUCGAGUCCCCGCGGCAGCUGCUGGGCCGCGUGCGCUUCCUGGCGGAGGCCGCACGGAGCCUCCGCGCGGGGCUGCCGUUGCCGGCGGCGCUGGCUUUCGUGCCGCGAGAGGUGCUCUACAAGCUGUACAAGGACCCCGCGGGACCGUCGCGCGUGUUGCUGCCGGUGUGGGAGGCAGAGGGCCUGGGACUGCGCGUGGGUGUCGCGGGCCCGGUCCCGGGGACGGGCUCCGUACCGCUCCGCGCCGCCCGCGACAGCAUCGAGCUCCGGCGCGGCGCCUGCGUGCGCACCACCGGCGAAGAGCUGUGCAACGGCCACGGGCUCUGGGUGAAGCUGACCAAGGAGCAGCUGACCGAACACCUAGGGGACUGCGGACUGGACGAAGGCUGGCUGCUGGUGUGCCGCCCGGCGGAGGGCGGGGCCCGCCUGGUACCCAUCGACACCCCGGACCACCUCCAGCGGCAGCAGCAGCUCUUCGGUGUGGACUACCGGCCGGUACUCAGAUGGGAACAGGUGGUGGACCUGACAUACUCACACCGCCUUGGGUCGAGGCCUCAGCCAGCAGAGGCUUACACAGAAGCUGUACAAAGGCUACUCUAUGUGCCCCCAACAUGGACCUAUGAGUGCGACGAGGACCUGAUCCACUUCCUGUACGACCACCUGGGCAAAGAAGAUGAGAACCUGGGUAGCGUGAAGCAGUAUGUGGAGAGCAUAGACGUUUCCUCCUACACGGAGGAAUUUAAUGUGUCCUGCCUGACAGACAGCAAUGCAGAUACCUACUGGGAGAGCGAUGGGUCCCAGUGCCAACACUGGGUUCGGCUUACCAUGAAGAAGGGCACUAUUGUCAAGAAGCUGCUACUCACGGUGGACACCACAGAUGACAACUUCAUGCCUAAGCGGGUGGUGGUUUAUGGGGGUGAAGGAGACAACCUAAAGAAGCUGAGUGACGUGAGCAUUGACGAAACCCUAAUUGGAGAUGUCUGUGUCUUGGAAGACAUGACAGUCCACCUCCCAAUCAUCGAAAUCCGCAUCGUGGAGUGUCGAGAUGAUGGGAUUGAUGUUCGUCUUCGAGGGGUCAAGAUCAAGUCAUCUAGACAGCGUGAACUAGGCUUGAAUGCAGACCUAUUCCAGCCAGCCAGUCUAGUGCGAUAUCCACGCCUGGAAGGCACUGACCCAGAAGUACUGUACCGCAGAGCUGUCCUCCUGCAGAGAUUUAUCAAGAUCCUAGACAGUGUUCUGCACCACUUGGUACCUGCAUGGGACCACACUUUGGGCACCUUCAAUGAGAUUAAGCAAGUGAAACAGUUCCUUUUGCUGUCGCGCCAGCGGCCCAGCCUGGUGACCCAGUGCCUGCGAGACUCAGAAAGCAGCAAGCCCAGCUUCAUGCCACGCCUGUAUAUCAACCGCCGCCUUGCUAUGGAACACCGGGCCUGCCCCUCUCGAGACCCUGCCUGCAAGAAUGCAGUCUUCACUCAGGUUUACGAAGGCCUCAAGCCCUCUGACAAGUAUGAAAAGCCCCUGGAUUACAGAUGGCCCAUGCGCUAUGAUCAGUGGUGGGAAUGUAAAUUCAUUGCAGAAGGCAUCAUUGACCAAGGGGGUGGUUUCCGGGAUAGCCUGGCAGAUAUGUCAGAAGAGCUGUGCCCUAGCUCAGCCGACACCCCUGUGCCUCUGCCCUUCUUUGUGCGCACAGCCAACCAGGGCAAUGGUACUGGUGAGGCACGGGACAUGUAUGUGCCCAACCCCUCUUGCCGAGACUUUGCCAAGUAUGAGUGGAUCGGACAGCUGAUGGGGGCUGCUCUUCGGGGUAAAGAGUUCCUGGUCCUGGCUUUGCCUGGGUUCGUGUGGAAGCAGCUCUCUGGUGAGGAGGUGAGCUGGAGCAAGGACUUCCCAGCUGUGGACUCUGUGCUGGUGAAGCUCCUGGAAGUGAUGGAAGGAAUGGACAAGGAGACCUUUGAAUUCAAGUUUGGGAAAGAGCUAACAUUCACCACUGUACUAAGUGACCAACAGGUGGUGGAGCUGAUUCCUGGGGGCACAGGCAUCGUGGUGGGAUAUGAGGACCGUUUUCGUUUCAUCCAACUGGUGCAGAAGGCACGUCUAGAGGAGAGCAAGGAACAGGUGGCAGCCAUGCAGGCAGGUCUGCUCAAGGUGGUGCCCCAGGCUGUCCUAGAUUUGCUGACCUGGCAAGAGUUGGAGAAGAAGGUGUGCGGGGACCCAGAGGUCACUGUGGAUGCUCUGCGUAAGCUCACUCGGUUUGAGGACUUUGAGCCAUCUGACACCCGAGUACAGUAUUUUUGGGAGGCCCUGAACAAUUUCACCAAUGAGGACCGAAGCCGUUUCUUGCGCUUUGUCACAGGCCGCAGCCGCCUACCAGCACGGAUCUACAUUUACCCAGACAAAUUAGGGUAUGAGACCACAGAUGCGCUGCCCGAGUCUUCCACCUGCUCCAGCACCCUCUUCCUCCCACACUAUGCCAGUGCCAAGGUGUGCGAGGAGAAGCUGCGCUAUGCUGCCUACAACUGCGUGGCCAUUGACACCGACAUGAGCCCCUGGGAAGAGUGAGGCAGUGAAGCACCCAACUGUCCUUCCCCAGACCAACACACCUUCCUGGUUUGGGUCUGUAACCCUGAAGGGAGGUGAUGUGUUCAAAAAACCCUCAGUGCAGUGGUCCUGCUCCUGGGCGCAGGCGGAGCGGGAGCCCUGAGUUGACACUGGUGAUCCAGCCCUACAGACCCACGAGCCCUACUGUGCUGGGGAACACUUCCCAACGCGUGUAGCCUGUGUGCGAAGGAGCCUUCCACAAGCCAGCACGAGCUGCCAGGCCAAAGCUACUUGAAGGGAGCCACCUAGCUCCCCACCCUAUGAACUUUGAUUCCAUUUUUGGUUCCUCCUGUUUUCUCCUCUUGUGGCUUCAGCCAUGGCUCAAAAAUUGGAAAAUCUUGUGGGAUGAUGUAUAUUCUUCCUUAAGCAAGGAACCAAGAUUAGAGUAAUAGUCAUCGUCUUUAGUCGCCUACCCCCAAAAUGAAGCCUCAUCUCCUUCCCUUGCCUCCUGGCUUUUCUUUCCUCCCCCUCUAUACCAGAGCUGUGAGCCUUGACCCUGCUCUGAAUCAGUCUCAACCAACAAAGUGCCGCCACCUCCUCUGGCUCAGAACCCACAUUCACUCAACGUGCUGUCUUUGUCACCACCCCAUGCUCACGUCUGCAUCACCUCCUGCUGGACGUCUUUCACCCCCAAGAUUUUGCACAGCUUAAGGACAAUGAUGUCCUCCCAAAUUUCAAUAGCUCCCCUUUACUCUAAAAUAAAGGCUAGACUUUAAACUUGUUCCUAGGGCUGUGCACAGCCCUCCCUGCCCCAGCCCUUCUUGAGGCACAAUGACACUCCUUCAACAGAAGGCCUUGCAGAUAGAAAGAUGAAUAAAUGGUUGAGUUCGUUCCUUA
Messenger RNA from Jaculus jaculus (lesser Egyptian jerboa), 3462 nucleotides. It is a transcript of the gene Hectd3, whose product is annotated as HECT domain E3 ubiquitin protein ligase 3. Gene Ontology annotation, molecular function: ubiquitin-protein transferase activity. Bases 1 to 2586 code for a protein of 861 amino acids. The transcript has 21 exons. The record is from RefSeq and is a predicted model, not a curated record. NCBI's taxonomy places the organism in Eukaryota, Metazoa, Chordata, Mammalia, Rodentia, Dipodidae.